Saprolegnia diclina VS20 is the source of this 1071-nucleotide messenger RNA. RefSeq lists its product as hypothetical. NCBI's taxonomy places the organism in Eukaryota, Oomycota, Saprolegniomycetes, Saprolegniales, Saprolegniaceae. The transcript has a single exon. The record is from RefSeq and is a predicted model, not a curated record. The coding region runs from base 12 to 1034 and encodes 340 amino acids.
UUUCAAUCGUCAUGUUCCGCCGUGGCUGGCUCGGACUGCAAGUUGCCGGCGCGCGCCACCGCCAUGCAAGCAGUAGCGGCGCCAUCUCGCUGCGGGCGCUCGACGACAUAUUGCUCGUCGUGCAGUUUGAGCGCGACCGGCAACAGGCUGCGACCGGCGUCACGCUGCUGCCGGGGCGGUACACGGUGCCGCCGGACCCGGCGCUGCCCGAGCACCUCCACGGCAAGACCAUCCACAUCACCGGUCUUCGAACGCUCGGCAAAAAAGGUAGCCUUCCGGCGUCGUUUGUAGAGGCCUUGACGACCGCUGGCUUCUUGUGGCGCCCACUCGAGCACCGCUGGGCGCUCUUCAUCUCCGCGCUCCGCGUCCACAAGCACAUGUACGAGCACGUCCUCGUGCGCCAAGACUUUGUCGUGCCUUCUGGCGACCCGGCGUGGCCCGUCGAGAUGUGGGGCGCCCGACUCGGUACGAUGGUCACUAAGCUGCGCGCGCAAGGCGAGGCCAAGUGUCCACCAGCGCGCCAUGCGCAGCUCGCCGAGCUGGGCUUUGCGUGGGACGCGUUUGCAGCCAAGUGGGACCAGCGCAUUGAAGCCUUGCGCAUCUUCAAAACGCAGUAUGGCCACACAUUGGUCCCGUUCAUCUUUGUCGUACCAGCGAACGACCCAGCGUGGCCGCAGCGCCUCUGGCACUACAAGCUCGGGUCCGUCGUCAACUACAUCCGGUCGGGCGACGCAGUGAUCACGCAAGAGCGCCGGACGCAGCUGAACGCGCUGGGGUUUGUCUGGGACGCCAACAAAGAGUCGUUCGAGACAAAGCUGCGCGGCUUUGGACGCUACAAGUCGAUGUAUGGCAACCUCCACAUCUCCAGCACGUUCACCGUGCCCUCGGACGACGCGUGGCCCGCAGAUCUCGCGGGGAUCAAUCUCGGGGCCGCGGCCUGGUACUUUCGCCAAGGCAGACUCACCGGUACUUUAGCGGCGGAGCGCAUAGCUGCCCUCGAUGCCAUCGGUUUUGCCUGGGACUGUGAGACAUAAGCUCCAUCAACACGACUGCAGUACAGAUUUGCCAGUA